GGAAAAAACGAAAACAGCGCGCGAGCCCUCGGAGCCGUGCUGCGCGGAGCAUUAGGCUAGUUGAGUGAGCUCUAGGUCCCUCGCACGUCACACUCGCUUAAGGAUUGUGUAAAAAUGGGCACUUUGACGCUCUCUCUCGCGAUCCUCGCACCUGGCAAUGCCUUGCUGCCGAUGCGAGCACGCCGUUUAGCGCCUGCGCGUGUCUCAAUGGACUACAUGAAUCCGACGGCUGGUGGUAACAUGGGCGGUCCAGCGGCCUCGACAAAGAGUCAGAUUUUGACCGAGUCACCUUCCGGCAAGAAGCAGGACUUCCUCGAAGCCUCGCCCUAUUGGGAUCAGGCCACGGUUCCGGUUAAUACCUGGAAGAACAAAUCCCCUUACACUGCAAAGGUAGUUUCCUGCAAGCGCAUUGUUGGGCCCGAGGCGACCGGUGAGACGUACUUUUCCGCGCAAUCCAACUAACAAAAUCAAAGUCAUCAGCGAAACCUUAAUCGUCGCAGGUGUCAUAUCAUCUUUGAUCACAAAGGAGAGAUGCCGUACUGGGAGGGCCAGUCGUAUGGCGUGCUCCCACCAGGUACUAAUCCCAAAAAUGGCAAGCCGCACACGGUUCGACUGUAUUCAAUUGCAUCGUCACGGUACGGUGAUGACAUGUCUGGUCAGACCUCUUCGCUGUGUGUCCGCCGCGCGACUUACUGGGACCCUGAAAUGGGCAAGGAGGAUCCGGCCAAAAAAGGUGUAUGUUCCAACUAUCUGUGCGAUAGUAAACCUGGAGACGACUGCAAGAUGACCGGUCCAUCUGGCAAGGUCAUGCUCAUGCCCGAGGAAAAUUCUAAGACAGAUUACAUCAUGGUUGCCACUGGCACUGGCAUUGCCCCGUACCGUGGAUUUAUCCGUCGCCUUUUCACCGAGACUACUCCUGCCGGUGAAGCAUACCAAGGCACUGCGUGGCUCUUUCUUGGAGUUGCCAACUCAGAUGCCCUUCUCUAUGACGAGGAAUGGCAGGCAGUUCUUGCCAAGCACCCGGAUAACUUCAAACUUGACUAUGCCCUCUCAAGGGAGCAGAGCAACUCCAAAGGAGGCAAAAUGUAUAUUCAGGACAAGGUAGAGGAAUAUGCUGAUGAUAUUUUCAAGCGUCUAGAGAAUGGCGCAGUCAUGUACUUCUGUGGUCUCAAGGGUAUGAUGCCCGGUAUCCAAGACAUGCUCCGUGGUGUCUGUGCCAAGAAGAAUAUUGAUUAUGAUGAGUUCAUAGCCAAGCUCAAGAAGGCUGGGCAAUGGCGAGUUGAAGUUUAUUGAAGCAUUCAUUUAUUUAGGUAUCAUACGGAGGCUGAUUGAUUUCAAUAUAAACGAACGAAGGAAGAGGUGGCGUCUGCCAGUGAGCUGAUGCAACCGCCCAGGAAAACACCUUGGCAAAUAAAUAAAUAGAAAUAAAUACCGCCGGCGUGACUUGGUCCCUAAGAAGUUAGCCGGAGACAUUCCCACUGGCAUAUGUAUUCAUAGGGCGCCACCCGGGGUAUUUCUUUCUUCUAAGAUUAGGACGCAUCCUCCAUGAGUCCGAGUCCGAGUCCGAGUCCUACCCUGCGAAUCAUGAUGAUCUUAAUACUGCGUGG
Pelagomonas calceolata is the source of this 1607-nucleotide messenger RNA. NCBI's taxonomy places the organism in Eukaryota, Pelagophyceae, Pelagomonadales, Pelagomonadaceae. The record is from the annotation of a GenBank genome assembly.